Messenger RNA from Amoebophrya sp. A25, 5933 nucleotides. Lineage: Eukaryota; Dinophyceae; Syndiniales; Amoebophryaceae. The record is from the annotation of a GenBank genome assembly.
AUAUUCUCUUGUACAGAAGCGUGGAUCCUCUGAUUGUGUUUCUCUGUUUAUUGCCUGUGAAGAUCAUGGAACGUCCGCGCUCCCGCCUUUGCUUUCCCCCUAUUCUCCACCUCCCUUCUCUGUUAGCUGAUCCUAGACUUCCGCCAUUUGUAGAGACAGCAUCACAAAAAAUCAUACCAAUUUUUUAGGCAGCCACCAUAAGAAACCAAGUCCAGACUCUCUAUUUUGCUCGUCGCCUUCGGGCACAACUAGUACUGCAAGCCUUUUCGUGUAAAUCUCACAACCAUGCCAUCUUCCUCCCCUAACCCGCCUUCUGCCAUGAAGGCGGGAACUAGUGGUGGAAAUGUUUUUCCUGCGAAUAGCGGCAUGAUGUCAACGUCGGCAACUAGUACGAUGCGGAAUUCAGCUUCGUCAUCUUUUGGCGCAAGUGUAACGGACCAGACAACAAAAUUGCCAUCACUGUUAUGGUCAGCUUUUAAUAUUCAUCUCUCUCAACAUCAUGAUUUAUUCUUGCAACCCUUUUAUUCCAAUUCCCGUGGUUGAUAAGUACAAGGAAAAUGUACCGAGAUGAGGGAGCUCCUGAGAUGGAUUAUCUUGCACCUUCUAACACUGACAGGCGCAGGCAAAGAUCAUGCUGGUGGAUCGUCCUCAUCGUCCUUCAUGCCCCAUCAGCUGUCAAUACCACCACAUACGACAGCCGGAGGACAACAAGUGAACCAUCUCAAUGUCUCGAUCAACACCAGUAUGCAAUCUUUGUCCAUCGAAAGCGGAGAAACACCACUGUUCCCCUUCGGGUCUCUCUCCCAAGGGCUGGACUUCAUCCACCAAAGGCUGAAGAAGGAAAACGAAGAGCGAUGGCGGGAAGUGCUGGGGAAUCCACUAGGGCUAAAGGUGGCAGCUUUGGAGAAGGAGAAUGAGGAUUUGCGGAAACGAUUGGCGGUCAUGCGAGGGAAGAAGUUGCCGGCCGAUGAGGUGUUUCCCAUGUACGAGAACUUGAUCGAGCGCCAGAUGCACAGGAAUAGAGCAGUGACGAACUUUCUUUAUGAACGAAAAACCUAGAAGCUAGUACUUGAGCUUGAUAAUAAAUCAUAGAAUAAUAAGCUACUUCUUCUGAUAAUUCCUGUGUAUCAACAUUGAUGUCGUUGAUGUGCCGGAUCCUCGGAUGUUGUCCUCGAAGUAGUGCUGUCCACACGUCUUAGAGACUCUUCCUUUCCGCCUCAAAUAACCAGUCGUGCCUCUUCUAACCGGCAAAGCAGACCGAAAACCCUGAAAAUUCGCUGCAAGUUAUCAAGUCUCUCGGCAGCUUGGGUGACCGCUUGGACCGAGUGGGGAUGGAAGACAUUCGUCUUUUUGACCUGCAGAGACAGCUCGAGCACCUCCAACGUGACGCCAGGCAGUUGCAGACCGAUAAUCUGCAGCUGGGCUCCGACAAGUCGAAUUCGGAAUACAGAGAAAAAAAUUUGCAGUUGGCCAACGAAUUGUUGAAAAACCGAAUGGACGAAGCUCAUGCGAAAAUGUUGCACUUCAAAGCCUUGUACAACGAGAAACAGAAGGAGCUGGAUUCGAUCACGCAUAGUGUGAACUACAUCAGUUUGCUGUCGGAAGAGAAGCAAAUCGUUAGCAAGAGGAAAAGCCGUAUCAUCCUGUUAAUAUGUUGAUCAUUUUUGUCUUUUAGUAGACGCAGUUCUUGAAGAAGACGUAGACGAACACGAAGGAUGUACUAGAUCUUCAUGGUAGUUCCUACUUCAACAAGUGGAACAUGUUUAGACUUGGUUCAGGUUCGCUUUCUCCACGGUUUUAUAGUCGUCUUCCACAUUUUAAUCGUCUCCCUCAGGCAUUCCCGAAGGCGGUGAGGACAUGUGGAAGCGCGGGUUCGACAAAAUGCGAGUGGAGUUUAUCCAGCUGAUGCGCAUGUGCAGUAUUCAACGACGAAAAUUAGAGUACGCGGAGAAGCAAAAAAAGCUCGCGCAAGUCAGAAACAAGAAAUUGAAAGCGGAUUUGCAGAAGGCAUGGAGAGAUCUCAGUGAUCCUCAGAGGAUUGCGCAGGAAGAAGCUUUGAGUUCGACGAUCAUGAUGUCAACCAUGCAGGCACCAACUACAGUUCCGACAAAUGGGAACAAUACAUCAAUCAGCACAACAGGAGAUGGGAAGAGUCCAUCGAAGACAGCUGGGGGAGGUACUGGUGAUAGCAGUCAAGCCGCUACUUCAACAGGAGAUACCUCAGCUUCAGCCACACAGGAUAAUUCAGCAGCCCAACAAGGGACACCCGCUCCUCAACCUGCUGUUCGGCACCAUGCUUCGACUGGAGAUUCUCAGCAUGCUCCUAAUGCGGGAGAUGUAACGUUUUUGCCGCCACCGUUCAGGAUCGUCGAGGAGCACGAUAUUGUGGAUGAGGGUGCUGACGUGCCAGAGUAUGAACUUGUUGUUAUGGGUUUCCACAUUGCAUUUGAAUCUUCCACAACUAGCAUCCCUGGCCUCUUAUUUUCCAGUAGGAAAGAGGUCAAUGAUGUUCUGAAGAGUGCAAAAAUAGUGCAACUUUUAAUGUUGGGCCAGGUUUGAUGCAGGACGAGCUGUUCCCAUUAGGGAAUCACUUUCUGGCGUACUUGCUGAGCAGUAAGGGCGAUUACGCGAACCUUUUUCUGGAGGACUGUGUGGAGGAAGAUCGACAGAAAUGCGAGCGACUGGCUUUCAAUUAUGGACGACUAUAGACUCCUUCUAGUAGUUCUAAAGGUUGAAAAUCACAAAGCUAACUUGCUUUACCCCUCGCCCUUCUAAUCCAUAGAGUUCGUCGCCCUCCACUACCGAUCCGUAAAGGUGAAACAACUUCUAGAAGCUGGAGCAAAGUUGCAGGAAGUGAGCGACGCUGAUCAGGCCUUGGCUUUAAUUCAAGACAUUGCGAAGUCAUUCUUGUCAGCGGAUAGAGUUACCGUGUGGGUUGUGGAUGCGGUACUACUUACUGCUCUUUUCUGUAGUUGACAGUGAUGAGGAUUCAUCUCAUUUGAAGUGUAUCUAUGCAGCAUGUUGAAGACACCGGUGAAAUUGAAAUUGGUAUAGCAGAGCAUCAUCAUCGAAAAAUUUCCUUGUCUUCUGGUAGGUUUAAACGACCUUCUAUUUUCUAGUAAAUGACAUGAUCAUGAUCAAUUAUGUCUACUGAACAAUAGUCUCACGGCAUUUGUUGGACACGGUCAGCGACGCAGAGUGGAGAGGCGUUUGAAAUCAAGAUUCCUAUAGACAAGGGCUUGGUUGGGGAGGCAGCUAUGACUGGAAAAGCCAUCAAUAUACGAGACGCUUAUCAAGACAGUCGAUUCAAUCGCGGCAUCGACAAGCAGACUGGGUACUCCUUCUACUGAUUGUCCGGAUGUUGAUUCCAUAAAAUUCUUUGUAUGUAGUUGUUGCUCCUACUGACUAGACGUAGUCGUAGAUAUCUAAGCGACUCAUCAUCUCUUCCAUCUCGUCAAACAGAUACCGAACGAAAGAAGUCCUAUGUCAGCCGAUCGUGGUGCACAAGCGAGUUGUCGCGGUCCUGCAGGCUAUCAAUAAGCUGCAAAAAGUCGACCACUCUUCUGGAGAUAUGUCGGUUACUGACGUGAGCCACGGAUUCUCGAAGGACGACCAGUUUUUCUUGCAUGUCAUUGGUAAUGAGAACUCCUUGCUGUAAAAAGACUAAGUUGGUUCCGUAUACAACGUGAUGCUGUUCUUGAGACUCACACCUAGGAGGCCUUUAUUUCGUACCCCUUGAUGUUCUCUUCUCAGGUGUCCUCGGCAAGUCCACUCUUGACGCAUGUGAGUCCAAGCAAGGCGAUUACCUUGCUGUGCGACGAACGCAAGCACUGCUAGAGGCAAGUUUGGAGCUGGGAGUAGAGUUGUCGCCAUUGGAUGCGAUGGGACGGGUGGCGAGACACAUGAAACAGCUCUUCAAGGCCUUGGUUGUGCAAAUCACUCUGAUCAAGAGGCGAGAGAAUGAUUAUGGCUGAUGAUUCUAAUCAUCGUUGACUCAGAAGUCCUGCUCUCAGUAGUCUACGUCUAGUACGCCCCAGAAGAGUGCACCACGUCCACCACGGUAGAACUAAGUACUUAGUUUAGACAAAAGCAAAGAUACUCACCAUCUCUAAGUCUACUUAAUCCAGUUGGUGCGCUAUGACUCGGCAGGGUUGACGAAGCAGUUCGAUUUUGAUCUGGCUAAGAUGCACCGCGAACGAAGGAUCAACCCUGAAACAAGGGAGUACCUACCGAUGCCGUGGAGCUUGGUACGAAGCAUUAUUUUUAGGAGGUCUGGCCAGGUUCUACUAGUACUUCUCGUUCUUUUCCUUAACAAGUAGUACAUAAGUAUUUAUAAUUUACAUUUUCCAUCUCUAGUACGCUGGAGGACCUGAGCCUGACCUUGAGUAGUAUUAAGUACUUGCUUCUUGCUUGUCCUUGUAACGCACUGGCACUCAUCACCCAAUACCAAUACCAGACCUUCCUCUGUGUGCGAGACGAGCACGUUCAGAGCAGUAUCAUGAAAGUUCGGGAAGAACACUGCGAGGGCGUCGAUUUGCCAGUAGUUUAUAAUGGAAGGCGUAUGGGGAAACCAAAUAUCCACACGUUCCCGAUUUUCAAGAGACUCAGGAGUGCGGGAGACGCAGGCUCAGAACAAUCGAAAAAUAAGGGGCCGAUGAUCGGUAAACCUAAACCUAAACUUAGAAAUGUGAAUUAUAUUCAAAAAUGACUGUUUGCCUUUGACUUUGUGUGUACCUUCUACAACUACUUCCUACAGGAUAUUCUGAUCGUACAGCUGGCUAGAGUCGUGACAUGGAACUGACGACUUCAAUCCACGAUAUCAACAACUCCAAAACAAAGGUUGCAUCCAAUGGGUCUCGAAUGGCGCCGUAAGCGCCUUCGGAGAUGAUGGUCAUUUUCGCGGUGAGACUUCUAGUACGCAUAUGGCUGUGAUGUACAAAUAUGGAGAGAUUCUGGCCAGCUGCGUUGAGGUGUGGUACAACGAGUUGGAUAAACAAGCGCAAGAAGAGAAGGCGAAAGCGAAAGCUGAGGCGCGUCUAGACGAGAACGGCGACCCCAUGUCAGCUAGCAGUCUAGGAGGUAGUGGCAAUGGAACUAACCGCAGUGGGCACAAUAGUGCGGAUAGCAGUCGUCCUGUAAGCAGGAGCGUCGCGCUCCAGGGACAACUAGAGCGAGAAAACAGUCGCAUGUCGAGAAACACGAUUGGCAGUUCGGAAGGAAACAAGCCAGCGAAAGACACGACGAACUACAUGCUCUACCUACAGCAAAAAGUUGUUCCGAAGAGUAGGAUGAUGUAGUGUUGUCAUACUCUACUAGAGAUCCGAUCAUACCAUUUCAGAGUCAGACAGAAUUGUACUUCUAUCUACUAGCAAAAACAUAUUUACAGCAUAUUGACACUUCUUGAAAAGCCACAUAAUUAUCAACUUCCUACGUAUAACAGCGAGAAAAAAGUGCCUACGUAAUUUAGUUCCCUGUCAUGGAUCGAUAAUCCGUUCAUAUAGAAGCUACGAUAUCUUUCAAACUAGAGUCACAUCCCCGACGUUAUUUACACGUAAUAGUCAGCAAAGAAAUAAGAAAACCAAUUCAUUGUACCAGUGAAAAAACUCGACUUUUGAGAUAAUGGCCUUGGCGCAUAAUUACAUGACUUCUAAAAUGAUAUCCUUGCACGUGAAAAUCGUCGGUAAAAUAGGUUCGGAAUCGAAUGUAUAGAAGACUGAAUUGUGCCUUCUACUUCCAUGUCUAGGAGAAUCUUCUCCUUCAUCUCCUGUUUGUAUACUCUACUUGUGCCCGCAUGAGAGUUGGCCAUGAAACCUGAAAAAAGUACUUAAGAACGAGAGUUGAAGAUGCGCUUGAGAUUCUCGCCGAGCUUUGUGCAAAAGCGUGUCUUGUUUGUGCAAAAGCGCCGUCGCACCUAGCGUCCAGGCAGAAGCGAG